Molecule: messenger RNA, 8056 nt
Organism: Centruroides sculpturatus (bark scorpion)
Lineage: Eukaryota; Metazoa; Arthropoda; Arachnida; Scorpiones; Buthidae
Product: ras-responsive element-binding protein 1-like
Exons: 5
Coding region: 617-5467 (1616 amino acids)
Biological process (GO): regulation of transcription by RNA polymerase II
Cellular component (GO): nucleus
Molecular function (GO): RNA polymerase II cis-regulatory region sequence-specific DNA binding; DNA-binding transcription activator activity, RNA polymerase II-specific
Source: RefSeq, a predicted model, not a curated record
CGUGAAAGUCAUCCUUGAUUUUUAUCAGGGAAACAAUACUUAACACGUGAAUCUAUUUUUCGAUUAUUAUUAUUAUUUACAGAUGUAACGUUCUAAACGAGUCUACCUCUAAAGAUGAAAAAAUAAUAAAUCGAUUAAGAAUAUUUGGGAAAAUUUAUUUAUUUUUCAUUGAAAAAAUACAAUGAAUUUCGAGCGAACUUGUUUGCUUAAAAUACACCAAUGAGAAUUUUUAAAAUUACAAACAAUCGCUUUGUUAUGGAUGAACUAUUUGCCGCUACCCAUCUCCUAUAACCAUUAAGAAUGUCGGACUUUGAUCCAGGCGGAUAACGCUUCCGCGAAUUUUUACAAAAAUGUUAUAAUUUAAUAUAAUUAUAUAUGUAUAAAGUUUAAUUUAAUAGCGAUAUUGACUGGAGACAAAGAAAAUUUCGAAAUUGUAACGAAACGACAUUCGACGUAAAUCCUUUCGCCCCAUUACUUCUCAACCGACCGACCAAUCAGGAACGUCAGAAAAAAGGAAGCUCAAGAGGAGACUUUAAAUAUCCCGCGACCAUGGCGCCACCUGUUAGAUGCGCAUGAGCAGAAAGUCAGUUCGACUGCAUCCGUCCAUUCGACAAUCAUGUCCCGAAGGAAACAGCCAAAUCCCAAGAACAUCAAGCAACAAGAUUUACCGUCGGAACACCUUGGCAUUGAAUUGCAACAAAACUGUGAUAAUACUCCAGCCAUAAUAAGGGACCAGACUAAUUUGAAUACAAAUGUUAAAAGACCGAGAGGACGACCUAGCAAAAUACAAACUUUACUAAAAAAAGAAGCACAGAAAAAGGCAGCGAAGAAGAAAAGUCAAAGCAUGGCAGAAACUAAUAGUAAUGAACAAGAAAAUUCAUCUGCAGAGCAAGUAGAACAAAUACAAAAUAGUCCAAAUAGUAAUAAUGAUGAUAAUAAUAAUACUAAAGUGAAUGAAUUAAAUGAAGAUAAUGUAAUGAAAAAUUUAAAUAAUUCUCAAAAUGAUUAUGGAAAAGAAGAAUUAAAGAAUGGAGAACACCAAGAUACUAAAAAAGAAAAGAAAACUCAAGGGGAUAAGAUUGCUGAGGAAGAUACAAAUGAAGAACCAGUCACUUGUCCAAUAUGUAAUAAAGUAUUUGAAACAGCUCAUAAUUGGACUGUUCAUGUUCGGCAACAUAGUAAUAGUGACAACAGCCAUUGUUGUCCUCUUUGUGGUAAAGUUUUGAGUUCUUCUAGUUCUUUGGAUCGGCAUAUGCUUGUUCAUUCUGGAAAAAGACCUUUUAAAUGCAGAUAUUGUGAGAUGGCUUUCACAACUAAUGGAAAUAUGCACAGGCAUAUGCGUACUCAUAGUGAAAAUGAUGAUCCCAAUGAAAGCACAAAGAUAAUUAAGGAACCAAAAUUGAAAAGAAAAUAUAACUCCAAUGAUUCCAUUCCAAUUUUAGCAAAAAAAUGUCAUACUGAAGAAAUUAAUGAAGAUCAAGAAAAAUUAUAUUGCCCUGUUUGUGGUAAAACAUUUCUAUGCAGUUAUGGUCUUCAGACUCAUAUGGACACACAUCCCAAUGAUCCUAUUCAAUGCCAAGAGUGUGGUGACAUAUCAAGUAAUUACAAUAUCUAUAGGAAACAUAAGUGCUGUGCUAUACAUGAAAAGAAGGAAGAUACAAAGCCUAAAAUGAAUAAUAAUAUAGUACCUGUAGGCUUUCAAGAUCUUACAUUUAUUGAUUUUUCUACAAAAAAAUUUUCCUUAAUUGCAAAAUCCUUCUGUGAACAUAACAGACGACGUCCAAGUAGUGCCUUUCAUACAUUUGAAUGUUUAAAAUGCAAAAAAGCUUUUCCCUGUGGUAGUGCAUUAAAUCUUCAUGGAAUUAUGCAUAGAAAAGCAUCUGGAACAUAUUGUCCAAGCUGCAACUGUGAUUUUUUAACUCCUGCUUCUUUUCAAGUUCACCAACUGAAACAUAGAUCUGCAGAACAUUGUUCUGCAGAAGAUAAUGGAAAAAAAGAAGCAACUGAUGUUGAAUCUAAAGAUGAAAGAAAACAAUCUGAAAAAGAAGAUUUCUUGGCCUUAUUAGAAUUACAAAGUGAAGCCCAUAAUUUAAAAUAUUCUUUAACAGAACAAAUAUACCAAGAAAAAGAAGAUACAUUUGAAAGCAUAUCUUACUUUACUCAUGGAAAAGUAGAACCUUCAUUACAAAAAAUGAAUGUGAAAAAUACCAAUGGUGAUUUUGCUGAUGUACAAGAAAUAAUAACCGUUACUGCUAAAUCUUCCUUUUUAAGUGAUAUUCAAACAACACCUGUUGCUGUUUCUCCUGCUUCACCAAAUCAGAACUUGGUUUCUGUUUUACCAGAAUCUCCUUUAGUAGCUGAUUCUGCAAGUCCUGAUACUCCGUCCAAAGAAGAAUGUGACCAUCCGUCAUCAGUUAAAGCUGUUAUUUGUGAGGGUUCAGCUUCUAUGUCAAAUAUUAAUUCUGUUGAAAGUUUUUCUUGUUCAUUUUGCAAGCAAUCAUUCAAAAAUUCUAAAGGUCUUAAACGUCAUAAUAGAUUACAUAAGCAAAACGGUUCUACUUUUACAUGCCAUUUAUGUCCUUAUAAUAGUGUUGAUAAAAGUACUUUAAUUAGACAUUUGCGAACACAUAAUGGUGAAAGACCAUUUCAAUGUGCAAUUUGUAAAUUUGCUUUUACAACUAAAGCUAACUGUGAACGACAUGUUAGAAAAAGACAUAAGAAAAUAACAAAACAAGAAAUUCGUAACUCUAUGGAAUAUAAUCCCAAUAUGUCUGAAGUAAACUCACCUGAAAUUCUAAUGCCAGAAGUAUGUGGUUCUGCAGAAACUGUAUGUAAAUAUUGCAAUGUUAAUUUUAAGUUUAAUCGUGUUUUGCGUCAUCAUUUACGUUCACUUAAUAACAGUUGCAGUAGAAAACCAUUUUUUUGUAAUAUAUGUAAACUUGGCUUUUCUACUAAAAAUAAUUGUAUAAGGCAUGUUCUAAGACAACAUCAAGAAAUGAGACAAAAUUUAAAUUCUGUUGUUAUGGCAAAUGUACAAAAUGAAACAGCACAGCAUGAUUCACUUCAGUUUUCUGAUGAACAUUCACAAAAUGAAAUAUUUGGCUCAACUUCUGAACCUUUAAAUUUAACUACAAAAUGUUUGCCAAUAUUGAAUGAAACCAUUGAAACAACCAAAGAUGAUAACAUAAGCAUGGAAGAUGUUGUAAGUGCUGCAACUAGUCUAGUAAAUUUAUCACAACUUUGUCCACCUCAAGAAAAGCCACUGGAUUUAGCAGUACAUGCUUUGGAUUUAAGAACACAUUCCAGGGAAAGUUUAGAAAAGUCAUCAAGGCCAGUUAGCAUUUAUAGUUUAAGUGAAGAUCUAAAUUUUAAUUCAUCACCACCUUCUUCAUAUUUUGAAUCACCAACUACCCAGUUAAUUUCAGAGAAAGUUUUUCCAUCUGUGUCAAAUGAUUUGCAACCUUUAUGUUUAGUUUCAAAUACUAUUUGUAAUGCUGAAAGUCCAAUUCCAGAAGUUAAGUCAUGUAACAUGACUUUCAAAAUGGUUAAUGAAAGACUAUCAUUUAGAAAUCAGCGUGUACACACUUGUAUGUAUUGUACUGCAGGAUUCACUUUAAAAUCAAAUAUGGAGAGACAUAUCAAAAGAAAACAUCCCGAAUAUGCAAGACCAACACGCAGCAGAAAUUACAUACCUACUUUAACAUCACCAGGUAUUCAUAAACAAAGUGUAUCUACAUUAUCAACAAAAACUAGAAAUGCACUUCGAGAAGUUUUGAGUCACAAAUCACAUAAUCUUCCUAUAAGUCAAAAUGAUAAAACACAAGAAUCACAAGUUAUUACAGACGAAAUAGAAUCAAGGCAAAAUUUGGUAUCUGAAGACAAUCAUUCUACUGAUAUGCCUCAAAUUCAGAAAACUGAAGAAAAUAAUAAUAAUCCAUUUGAUAAGAUCCCUGAUAAGAAAGAUGAUUGCCAUCAAGAUAAUUCAUGUGAUGGUAAACCAGAAAAUGAAACUGCUACUGAUCUUGCAAGUGUCUCUGCUGUAAUUGAUACAGCAAAUUCUCAAGAAUUUAAGCAAUAUCUUUUAGAAGUUCACACUUCUGAGAAAUGUGCAACACCUGAGAGUAGCAAUAAUGAUGAAAUACACCAAGAAGAAGUAAAUUCUGAAGCUUGUUUAUCCCCAGAUAGCAAUAAGAAUGGUGGAUCUGUAAAAAAACGUAGUUCUUACGCAGAUUCACCUAAUAGUGUAACAUGUCCUUUCUGCUCUAGAAAAUUUCCAUGGUCAAGUUCUCUUCGUCGACAUAUUUUAACACAUACUGGCCAGAAACCAUUUAAAUGUCCAAAGUGCCCAAUUUAUUUUACCACAAAAUCAAACUGUGAAAGACAUCUCAUGCGAAAGCAUGGUCACAAUGGUGAAAUAGUUCGAAGUGUGCCUGAGAGACCUUAUAAAUGCAAUUUAUGUUCUAGUAGUACCUUUUCAACUCAAGGAAAUCUUAAAAAACAUUGUUAUGUUAAACAUAAAGUAAAAAAUUGUUCUGAUCAAAAAUUGAAGGAAGGAUCAGAUGGAGAAAGAAGCAGUGAAGAUGGAAAUGAAAUUGAUGAAUAUGAUUUUGGGAUGCAAGAUAACAAAGACAAUAAUUCUGAAGAAAAUAAUUGCUUUUCUCUAGAUUGUCGAUUUUGUGAUCAAUCAUUUACUGUUCUGCAAGAUUUAUUAGCUCAUAUUGCUGAACAUACAGAGGCAAAUCUUGUGUAUAAAUGUCAUUUGUGUGAUGAUUCUUUUACAAAACGGCAUGAUUCAAUUAAUCAUUUAAGAAUUUCUCAUACAUCUGAAUAUGAUUUGCUAGUAAAUAAAGGAGUUAUUAUUGCUGAAAACAAAGACCUGGAAAAUUCAGAUUGCCUUAAUUCUAUUUCAGAUCAGUCAAAUAAUAAUAACAACAAUAACAAUAAUGGAAACAAAGAUGUUUUAGAUUAUAAAGUUUGUAAAGUUGUGUGUAUUAUUUGUUUUAGUAGAUUUUGGUCAAAUGGAGAACUGAGAAGACACAUGAGAAUACAUACAGGAGAACGUCCAUUUUCUUGCAAUAUAUGUCAACGGAUGUUUUCAAUGAAGAACAGUAUGCUUCGCCAUCAGCAUAAGCAUUUCGUUAAUUCAACUCAAUCUAGUACUGAUGAUGAAUGUGUUUCAGAUCAAGCUUUACCAACAUUGUCGCGAUCAAGUCAAAACUCUUUACUGUACUUAAUGUAUGAAGACUUUCCAAAUAAUUCUCGCUGGAACUCAGAAAAUUUGACAGAUUCAACAGCAAUAGUUCCUGUACAAGAAAAAACUAAUCAGAUACAAAGGGAUCAAAGUGAAAAUAAUUCAGGAGAUUUAAUACAAGAUCUUUUAGGUAUAAAUGAUUCAAAAAUAAUGGAUAAAAUAUUAGAUUCAGCUGAUUCUGCUGCUCGCCUGUUAGGAGUUAAUGAAAUAUGUUAAUAUCAAAAUAGAAAAAUUGUUAGUUUAUCUAAAUGUUAAAAUUUGACAAACAUAAAUAUUAUCACUUGAGUACUGAUAAUUUUAAUGUUAGUCAGUAUGUUAAUAAAGAGGGACCAGAACAUUUGAUGAAAAUAUUUGAAAUCCAUUCUCAGGGAUUUCUAAAGUAGCUCAUAUCUAAUAUAACUUGUCAUUGCACUAAUAGUAGAAAUCAUUGUAUCAUUGUAACAUAGAAACUAUAACAAACUACAUUCUAAUAUCUGUAAAUAUAAAGGUUUGUAGUUUACAUAUAAUAAGGCAAUUAUACAUUCAUACAAAUCUUCUCUUAUUUUUAAACAUUUACAUAUAAAUUGUUUCACAUGAUUAUCAUUCCACCAUAUUUUAAAGUUCCACAAAGAGCACUAACAAUUUGCAUUUCAAUCAAAAAAUUCAUUCCUUACAAUCCUUUUUUUUUUAAUUGAUAUAGUUAGAUCAUAAAUGACUUGAAUACAUUGAAAUAUAAUAGUAUUUGCAUUAUCAAAUAUGUCUGCUAGUAUUCAUAUUUCAUAUUUUUUUUCUUUAGUUAGUAUUUGGAUAAAACUAUCAGCUCUUUUUGAAUAAAAUAAGAUUUUUAUUAGUAAUUCUUUUUAAUUAGUUUACUAUUGAUAGAGUAGAUUGAGCAUAGUCUUUCAUUAAAGUUAUAAUGGCUGAAUGCUGUAAAAUGUUACAUUGAUUCUUUUCUGAAAUGAGAAUAAUUAUUUUCAAAGUAAGAAAUAAUUUUUUGGACACAAGAUUGAUAUAAAUUUGAUUAAUAAAUUGCUGUAAUUAAAAAUAUCUAAAGAUCUACAAUUUAAAUAUUUUAAUUGUUUAGAUGUGAUGUAAAGAUAGUGUUGUCAACAACUAUAUGGACCUAUGAUUUACUUUGUAUAAGGUUACUAAUUUUUUAUUUCAAAACGAGUAAAAAAUUUAAAUUGUCUAAGAUAUUAGAAUUUAUUUCAUUAUAUCUUUCAUACAUGUUUUUUAAAAUUGCAGAAAUUUUCGUUAGACUAGACUUGGUGUUCCCUCUUUACUUUAGUGCAGCUAUAGUAUUUCCCAGAAUAAGAAUGGAGCCAAUGUACUGGAUCUUAAAUGUGUAUCACUCUGUUGCCAUAGCAAAGCAACCAAAAUUUUUUGAAACAUAUUUGAAUUUUUGGAAAAGACUGAAAAUUCAAACAUCACAUAAUGUUAAGUUUUUGUUUUCUUAUAAUUUAAAAUUUCCCACAUAAAUGUUGGAAAUUUCAAGUAACUUUCAACAAUUUUAAACUUAUAAUUUUCUAAUAUUUAUUAUAUAUAUAUAUAUAUAUAUAAUAUUAUUGUUCUACCUCAUAAUGAACAUGGAACUAUUCCUUUGAAUCUGUAGACUAAUGAAAAUUGGCUCCAUUCUUAUUCUAUAAUUUCAGAAAAAAAAAACUAUAUUUGGAAUACAGAUGAAUUGUUGUUCUUAGAAAAUUAUUGAGUUUUGUUUUUAAGUUUUAUAUUUCAAAUUAAAAUCCUUAAUACAUAAUCAAAAAUUUAUUAUAAAUUUUUAAAAAAUUUUUAGCAAAUAAUAAUUGAAUUUAUAAUUUUUAAUAGUGUUCCAAAUUUUUAAUAGAAAAAAAAAUAUGCAUGUUGAUUACCUAGUUCACUGCUUAUAUUGCCUAGAUUAUUGUUAAUGAAUUGGUGCUGUUGUUUAUGCUAUGCAAUCUGUUUAGGCAUACUCUCUAAAAUCUUAUUUGCAUCUGCUACUAUUAAAAGCACAAAAUAUAUUUCCGUCCACAUUCCUUACAGUUUAAAACAUUCUCGAAAAAAUCUGUGCCUUUACAAAUACUGCUUAACUCAUAAAUAUUUCUGCAACUUAAAUCAGCAUAAUACAUAUCACAUUACCUUAUUCGCUUUGUUUAUUUGCUGCCUAGAGUGCCUUAGAUGUAAAAUGAUUUGUGAUUAUUUUAUGUGCUUUUGAGAAAGCAUUGGCUCAUGAUGGGACCUCAUUGAUACAAUUAGUUAUUCCAAGUGGUUUAAUGAUAGGUCUUUUUAUAUGUUGUCUUUAAUUGUGACUUCUGUUAACCGUCCAGUGUCUGCGACUUUUAUCACAAUAAUGUGUUCAAUUCAAAUUCCAAUACACACAUUCACACACACUUCAUAUACAUAAACAUAUACAUACAUAUAUAUAUAUAUAUAAAUAUAUAUAUAUAUAGUGUUAUAUAAUUCUUGAAUAAUGGACCAAAAAUGAAAAUCUAUAUCAGAAUUUUUUCAAUAAAUUGCCUGAAUACAUGUCAGUGAGAUCAUAUGCUAGUCUGUUUAGCAGCAUGCAUUUAUUUACAUGAAUGAUUAAAUGUACAAAUUCUAGCAGUUGUACAGUAACUGUUCAAAGUAAUAAUGUUAUCUUUUAAUAGAUGACAGAGGGAAAUUUGUGUGUGAUAAGCAUUUCCAAAUUCUAAAUAGUAUAUCUAAAAGGACUGAUAAUUAUAUUAUAUGCCUUUGUGCACAUAAUAUCAUUUUUUUUAUUUUUAUGUUUUUGAUUUUUUUUGUUCAUUAUUUCAUGCCUUUGACAUAUUCUGUAUAUUGGAUAGGAAAAAUAAAAGAUUUAACCAUUUA